GAUAUGACUUGCUCAAAAGUUGAUUGCUUUUAAGCUAACUUGCAAGUCUUUGAGUUUGUUUCACUUUAUUAACCAUUUGUGCUUUUAUUUUGUGUAUGAUUCCAACAGCCUGCGAACACAAAAGGAAAGCAAAGCUCAAGAUGUUCUUCUCCAACCAAUUCUACUUUUAGAGAAUGUUUUCAGUUGAAGCUCAAGACAGCUCAAGAAGAUAGCCGCCAAUCAUCAAGAAUGAGAUAUGUUCGAGAACCUCUAGGAAUUGUGGAGACUCAACCCUGCUCUUAAUUGGAAGACUACAGUGAAUAAGAAGACUAGAUUAGUUUAUUGAGUAAUAUGCGAUGGCGCCAUCCUUCCCUGCCACAUAUUUAUGAUCGUGUGAAGUACUAAAUGAAGAGGUGCAUCUAUUUGUUAAGUUCCAUUUAGUGCAAUGGUUGAGAGCAGGUUCACCAGUUGUGUGAUAAAUUCCAUCCCUCAAAUCAAAUAGGUGCAUGGGUAGUUCCUAUGAAACAGGUCACUACUAGGUAUCAGGAGCUUAAAGAAAAAUGGCAGAUAUAUCUCACAACCCAACUGUUGUUCAGAACGUAGAGGUAGCUAACCAAUGUCAACUGAGCUCGAAUCUUUGUGAAGAUGGCCAAGCUAUGUCGUACUCAAGGCAUUUCGUCUUUGAAAACUGCUACAUUACUUGUUUGAAAGAAUGCCAGAGCAGCUUGGAUCUUCCAUCAAUUACUGAAAAUGCUGCACCAGUCAUUGUGCAAGCUCCUCCAAUGAAAGGAUUUGCUAGUUUUGUGGUUGACUUUCUCAUGGGUGGGGUUUCAUCUGCUGUCUUAAAGACUGUAGCUGCCCCCAUUGAGCGUGUUAAACUGCUGAUUCAAAACCAAGAUGAGAUAAUAAAGUUAGGUAGGCUAUCUGAACCUUACAAGGGUAUUGGUGAGUGCUUUAGUCGAACCAUCAAGGAUGAAGGUUUUGUUUCAUUGUGGAGAGGAAACACCGUCAGUGCAAUACGAUGCUUUCCCACCCAGGCUCUCCUGAACUUCACAUUCAAAGAUUACUUCAAGAGCUUCCUGACUAUCAAGAAGGAAUGUGAUGGCUACGCGAAAUGUUUGGCUAAUGAUCUCAAGGCUGCUAAGAUGGGAGGACUAUCCUCAAAGGACAAGAGAAAAUUGUCAAUGAAUGCAAAGACGAUGAACAUUCUUUAUUGCUCCCUUGGACCCGAUGAGUUCACACGUGUGUGCCCGUGCAAAACGGCCAAGGAGGUAUGGGAUUUGCUUCAAGCCAUGCAUGAAGGCGACACCUCCACGAAGCAAACCAUGUUGGCCCUCGGAAACUCGGAGUAUGAAAGUUUCAAAGUUGACCAACAUGAGUCAAUCCAAGAUACCAAUAGAAGGGCCGAUACCCAACGUGUAGCCCAAACACCAUACCUGGGAGGCGCUAGGCCACUAGAGCUAAGGGAAGUGUUGGCAGUCCUGGCCUUGAACCACGAAGUUCUGGUGGGGGAUGCGACCGGGGAACCGGCCGGAGGGAAGGCUGGACCAGCAGGCCUUGAGGGGAAAAAGAAGAAGGUCAGGCGAUCCCAAAAGAAGAAGGCGACCAAGCCUAACGGGAAGACUAUGCUAGAGGAUGAUCUGUCCAGGUUGGACGAGGAGGAUGAAUCGUUCUCUUUCGAGCAAGCAUCUGCCUUCGAUCGGCUGGGAGAUCCCAAACUAAAAAAGCCACGAACCUCCGCAUUCGACCGGUUGCAGGACACUCAGUCGGCUCGAAACGAUGACAUGAGGGACAAACUCAGGGAGAGAAGAGAGGAGUCCUUAGCGACAUCCAAGGCUGACCCAGAAGAGCGACGAAAGGCGGUUGAGGAUAAGGAGACGAUCGAGUUAUGGAGGAUGUAUGAUCGCCUAGAGAAGCGACUGGACGCCCAGAAUCCAUACCGCCAGGCGGUGUUCAGUGAGGUAACCCCCUUCUCCAAAAGGGUGAUGUCUUGUCCUCUCCCGGAUAACUUUAAGACCCCUCAGAUCAAGGCAUACAACGAGACGACCGAUCCCCAAGACCAUCUCGCUCGCUUCGGGGCAAAUGUGGUUAUGUACGCCUACCCCGAAGAGAUCAAGUGCCGAAGUUUCCUAGCAACACUGGAAGGGCAAGCUUGUGAAUGGUUCCACAAGUUGCCUAAGGGAUCGAUCGAUAAGUGGAGCGACCUGGCCCACAAAAUUCCGGAGCACUUCGCAUCGAGCCGAAGACAGAAACUCCCCUUCUCACACUUGCUCAAUGUGAAGAUCCGAAAGGGGGUGCAGCUCCCGGAAUUCAUCAAUAGGUGGGAGGAGGCUAGGGAUGUCCAGGGGGCGGACGACCAGGCCCUGAUCGCGAUGCUCCAAGCGGCACUCCCUCAAGGGGAUGUGCGCAAGGAGCUGCGGCGAAACCCACUCCCUACCUAUCAGGAGAUGCUAGCCAGGGCGAAAUACUUGGUGUUAGAAGAAGAGGAUGAUGAUGCGCCUGUCCAGAAGGAGAAAAGGGUGGGCAGCCAGCAGGAGAAGGGAGGAAAAGAAAAGAUUUUGGUAGGGGACCAAACCCUACAGGGUAUCAGGCAAGCAAACCGCCUGUCCAUACAGUUCAGUCUUUACCGGCCCCUCCUCAUAGUCGGGAAAGUUAUAGCGUCCAAGACGCACCCAAGGCCGCCAGCUCGACCGGAAAGGCAGGCACCUGGAAACAGAACGUGGAGGAGACCAGCCGCUGCCGACGCAGCGAUCACCAAUGGGGAGGGGCAGGAAGAUGGAAGGCGACAUCUGGGGAGAGAUUGUGAGGACCUGGAUGAAGAUGAAUGGUGGAACCGCCAACCUCUGGGAUGUCGGUUCAUCAUGGGUGGAAAUACCAGAGGGGACUCGGCGUCCUCACGGAGGAAGUGGAAGAACAUGGUCCACUUAGCAGAAGUACAGAGGCCACCGCUGCCCAAGCGGAAGAUGAAGAUUACCCACCAGUCCUCAGCCCCCAUCAGGAUGCACUGUCGGUAAAGGUCCGGGCCUGUGUCUCGGUCUUCUUUGAAAAUUUAUAAUUGAUCCCGUCUGUAUGCGCCAAGUCCACCUCGUUGGUUUGAAGGAGAUGUGGAGUAUGAGCCUUUUAUUCUGAAAUGACCACACGUCCAAAUGCAUGUAUCAAAGCCCAUGGGUGGGCCAUACCCACAUGUGAAGUAAUGUCAUGCAUGCUCCUCAAUAAUCAAUAUGGGAUUCUCUA
Messenger RNA from Cuscuta campestris, 3213 nucleotides. Lineage: Eukaryota; Viridiplantae; Streptophyta; Magnoliopsida; Solanales; Convolvulaceae. The record is from the annotation of a GenBank genome assembly.